Molecule: messenger RNA, 2806 nt
Organism: Rhinolophus ferrumequinum (greater horseshoe bat)
Lineage: Eukaryota; Metazoa; Chordata; Mammalia; Chiroptera; Rhinolophidae
Product: keratin, type II cuticular Hb1
Exons: 9
Coding region: 317-1786 (489 amino acids)
Biological process (GO): intermediate filament organization; keratinization
Cellular component (GO): keratin filament
Molecular function (GO): structural constituent of skin epidermis
Source: RefSeq, a predicted model, not a curated record
CGGGGACGGAGCCAGUGAUCCAGCGCUACCCGGGGCGAGUCCGGCAAAGGGGCGUAGGGGGCCCGCCCCGAGACCGUAGCGCAGGGCGGGCGGAGCUGACCAGGCACUUCCAGGCCUCGUAAAGCGCGGGCGGGGGGCGAACGCUGUUUUAUGGAGGCGGCCGGGCGGCCCCGGCUGCUUUGAUUCCCGGCGGAACAAGGCACGAAGGCCGACCUCCAAGCUCAUAAACGCGUUGGCCGCGCGCUCCCUCCCCGCGCCCGCGAUAUAAGGCGCCGCUCAGGCUUUGGGGUCCAGUGACCGCCACUGCUGCCGCACCAUGUCCUGCCUGUCCUCUCGCAUGGGCUCCCCCUGUGGGGUCCGCGCCUUCAGCUGUGCCUCGGCCUGCGGGCCCCGGCCCGGCCGCUGCUGCAUCACCGCCGCCCCCUACCGUGGCGUCUCCUGCUACCGCGGCCUCACCGGGGGCUUUGGCAGCCAGAGCGUCUGUGGGGCCUUCCGCUCUGGCUCCUGUGGCCGCAGCUUCGGCUACCGCUCGGGCGGCGUGUGUGGGCCCAGCCCGCCCUGCAUCACCACCGUGUCUGUCAACGAGAGCCUCCUCACGCCCCUCAACCUGGAGAUCGACCCCAACGCGCAGUGCGUGAAGCAUGAGGAGAAGGAGCAGAUCAAGUGCCUCAACAGCAGGUUCGCUGCCUUCAUCGACAAGGUGCGCUUCCUGGAACAGCAGAACAAGCUGCUGGAGACCAAGUGGCAGUUCUACCAGAACCGCAAGUGCUGUGAGAGCAACCUGGAGCCGCUGUUUGAGGGCUACAUCGAGACGCUGAGGCGGGAGGCCGAGUGUGCGGAGGCGGACAGCGGGAGGCUGGCCUCAGAGCUCAACCACGUGCAGGAGGUGAUGGAGGGCUACAAGAAGAAGUAUGAAGAGGAAGUGGCACUACGGGCCACUGCUGAGAAUGAAUUUGUAGCCCUGAAGAAGGACGUGGACUGCGCCUACCUCCGCAAGUCAGACCUGGAGGCGAACGCGGAGGCCCUGACCCAGGAGAUUGACUUCCUGCGAAGAAUGUAUGAGGAGGAGAUCCGCGUCCUCCACGCCCACAUCUCAGACACCUCGGUCGUCGUCAAGAUGGACAACAGCCGCGACCUCAACAUGGACUGCGUCGUGGCCGAGAUCAAGGCUCAGUACGACGACGUGGCCAGCCGCAGCCGGGCCGAGGCCGAGUCCUGGUACCGCAGUAAGUGUGAGGAGAUGAAGGCCACGGUGAUCCGUCACGGGGAGACCCUGCGCCGCACCAAGGAGGAGAUCAACGAGCUGAACCGCAUGAUCCAGAGGCUGACCGCCGAGGUCGAGAAUGCCAAGUGCCAGAACACCAAGCUGGAGACCGCAGUGACCCAGGCGGAGCAGCAGGGCGAGACGGCCGUCAGCGACGCCCGCUGCAAGCUGGCCGAGCUGGAGGCCGCCCUGCAGAAGGCCAAGCAGGACAUGGCCUGCCUGCUCAAGGAGUACCAGGAGGUGAUGAACUCCAAGCUGGGCCUGGACAUCGAGAUCGCCACCUACAGGCGCCUGCUGGAGGGCGAGGAGCAGAGGUUGUGUGAAGGCAUUGCUGCUGUAAAUGUGUGUGUCAGCAGCUCCCGGGGCGGGGUUGUUUGUGGGGACCUCUGCGUGUCAGGCUCCCGGCCUGUAACGGGCAGUGUCUGCAGCGCCCCCUGCAGCGGAAACCUGGCGGUGAGCACCGGAAUGUGUGCCCCCUGCGGACAGAGUUGUGGCAGCGGCCGCAUGGUGCGGUUUGCAUAGCGCCUCCCGCUUUGUGCGUACACCGCUCGAGGAGCUAACUGGCCCCAAGUCCAGCAGCCGGCCUGGAGCUCCGAAAGUGCCUGGGCUUGAAACGGAAGGGCUUUGGAACCAGUGGUCUGACCUGCCCACACUGCUGCCUUAUUUUCUCGCAUCACCCCCACACCCCUAUGGCCCCUAUGCUUGUCUCUUCAUUUCUUUCCAGGGAGGUGGCCUGCCCGCAUGUCUUGGUAGCUCUCCCCCGUUCCCAAGAGUCCAAAUGACUGGUUUCCUUGCAACCCUGGGCAAAGAUCCAAUACUGACUCAGCUGCUCUGGGGGCUUGGACUCCUGUGGCUUCUAAGGGAGGGGCUGGCCCUAGGGACCCUCAAGUGUGGAAGUGCUGCUGGCGCUGUGCCUCCCCUGCCCUCUAAACCUGUGCACGGUUUCAAGUUGUCUCCCAUGGGACAACUUUCUGCGGCUGCCUGGGCUCCCUCUUCUCCCUUUCCCUGGUGCUUGGUCUCCACGUUUUCAAUAAAGCUCAUCAGUCAUGUAUCACGGCUCAAGACUCUUGCAUUUGUGCUUACACAUGUGGACUUCCAGGCCAGAUUUCACCCCCACUGGAGGCAACAAAGCAGCUGUUCUCAGCCAAACAGGCAGAGAGGGCUGUCUCUGAGGCACCCUGCCCCUGGCACCACCUUCCUACAUCUUGAAGGCUGCAGGGGCAUGGGUCAGCAGCCCCUGCAGGCCCAAAACCCAGAUGCACAGAAGCGCAGAAGGAGCUGGACAGGAAGUGAGAAGGGUGACAGGGGGAGCCUUAGUGAGGAGGGGGAGGGCCCACCUCUCCUUACACCUAUGGUGGGGACCUCAUCACUUGGGUUGCUGGGACACCAGUGGUCCACUUCCUCCAUUCCACCCCCACCUUAACAUGUAAAAAUUCCUGACCAUGGGAUCAAAUAUACAGAUCCCCUCCCCCCAGAAACCAAUACUCCCUAGAUAGUCCCCAUCCCCACACACACCAUCAUCACCCCUGGAGGGGUCCCAGA